Molecule: messenger RNA, 243 nt
Organism: Miscanthus lutarioriparius
Lineage: Eukaryota; Viridiplantae; Streptophyta; Magnoliopsida; Poales; Poaceae
Source: the annotation of a GenBank genome assembly
AUGGCCGUCGCAAACUUCUGCGACAUCGAACAUCUGGGAGGGCAAGAAGGUCGGCAACCCUCGAUCUGCGAUCUAAAGGUGUUGGAGAGGAUCUGGAAGGGGCGGCACAAAGAAGUGAGGACGGGGAGAGGAAGAGGUAGGGAGGAAUGGUUGCAGGCAGCAAUGGCGCAAAUGGAGAACGGGAGAGGGAAGGAUGGAGAGAAGAGUCCCGCACAGAGAGGGGCAGUGGCGGCGGAGACGUAA